This is a messenger RNA of Arachis ipaensis, 1610 nucleotides long. Its product is annotated as protein indeterminate-domain 7. The record is from RefSeq and is a predicted model, not a curated record. Gene Ontology annotation, molecular function: DNA-binding transcription factor activity. Lineage: Eukaryota; Viridiplantae; Streptophyta; Magnoliopsida; Fabales; Fabaceae. Gene Ontology annotation, cellular component: nucleus.
AGCAUAGAAAAGAAAGCGUUACAAACUGAAGUGGGAUCUUCUCAUAAUAUAAUAUCUUUCUAACAUGACAUCUGCAUCAAGUGAGAUAAGUGCCUCUACUUCGCUACCAAUAAAGAAGAAGAGAAAUCUCCCAGGCCAUCCAGACCCUGAUGCGGAAGUGAUAGCCUUAUCACCAAAGAGCCUGUUGGCAACAAACCGGUUCGUUUGUGAUGUUUGCAACAAAGGGUUUCAAAGAGACCAGAAUCUGCAGCUUCAUAGAAGGGGCCACAAUCUGCCAUGGAAGCUAAAGCAAAGAAGUAACAAAGAGAUAAUAAGGAAGAAGGUGUACGUUUGUCCAGAGCCAACUUGCGUUCACCAUGACCCCUCAAGGGCACUCGGCGACCUCACCGGAAUCAAGAAGCACUUCUGCAGAAAGCACGGCGAGAAGAAGUGGAAGUGUGACAGGUGCUCCAAGCGCUACGCCGUUCAUUCAGAUUGGAAAGCUCACUCCAAAAUCUGUGGCACCCGAGAGUACAAAUGUGACUGCGGAACCAUUUUUUCUAGGAGGGAUAGUUUCAUCGCUCACAGGGCAUUCUGUGAUGCUCUAGCACAAGAGAGUACGAAAGCAAUCACAACCUUGUUCAACCCAUCAUCAUCAGUGAAGAAGGAAUUGCAAGAAGUUAAUUUAAGAUCAGAAAAUCGUCCAUUAUGGUUGUCUUACUCAACCUCGGUUGGAGGAGAAGGAAGCCAUGGAAGAGUAGUUCAUAACAAUAAUAAUAAUAAUAAUAAUAAUAAUUCAACAUUAUUAUUCUCCUCGCCGCCGCCGCCGUCGACGUCGCUGCUUUCUACAAUGAUCCACCAUGAAAACCCUAACCCUAAUAUUACUAUGUUGCCACCUAAUAAUAAUGCUUUAUUAUUUGAAGGCAUGGCUUCAUCUUAUUCUUCUUCUCAUAAUCUCAUGUCUGCUACUGCAUUGUUACAAAAGGCAUCAGAAAUAGGUGCAACGGUGUCGCUGGGUAAACCCUAUCUACAAGCUCAUCAUCACCAUCGGGGUCACGUGCCUGAAAGCACCACCACGGGGUAUGGCACCUUGUCGUCAAUGGCCACAUCUUCAUCAUCUGUUUCUGGAUUAUUGGACAUGGAUUCACGUGAAGAGAUAGGGACAGGGAUGAUGUUUGCUCGUCAUCAUCAUCAUGGCUUCUUGGCAUCUUAUGAGAGUUACAAAGCUGAUGAGCACACAAAAGAAGCUUCUCUUCUUGUUCAUAAUGAUAUGAUGGAUGGUACUAGUACCUUUGAGGAGGCUCUAAUGAGAGGAAUCAUGAAUCAUCCUACGAGAGAAGAUGCUGAUAAUAAUAGUAAUAACUUUGAUGAACUUGUUUCAAGAUCCGCGGGAUCCCGCGGCGGUGGCGGUGGCGGUGGCGGUGGCGGUGGUGUCAACGAUGAGACUAGAGAUUUUUUGGGGAUUGGGGUGUUUUCUCAGAGAGAUAUUUUCAAUAUAUCUGGUCUUCAUCAUCAUCAUUUGGAUUCUUCUUCGUAUGGCAACCAAAAUCAAAAGCAACCACCCUGGCAAGGGUAAUAUAUAUUGUAUGGAAAAUAUACUUUAAUUUGUAUAUUCAUUAUUCUGUUUAGUA